GUACAUAGGAGCGCCCUUCGCUCACUUGAGGUGGUGCGGGGUGAAGUGGUAGCACAAACCUCACCGCUAUGACGAUUCGGGCUAGUUCCUGGGGCGCGGGCCUACAGAGAGGCUCAGCAGCAAAACCCUUCCUACAUAAGUAGCCAUCAAUAUACUCACCACUUGAGCAACUCUCAAAUCUACUAGCAACCUCAGAAUCAAUCAACUUCCAGAUUAGUCGCUCCAGCAACGAAGCAUGGCAAACAAGGUGAACCGCGGCAAAGAGGCGGUGGUGCUGCGCAAAUUCGGAAUCAACGAGACGUAUCAACUAGCUAUGUAUCUACUAGACCAGUAUCGUAGCACUGUUCUCUCAUGUCGCUAUGUAGUUCCGCCACGUCUUGUGGCAGAGUCCCGGACCCAAAUGGAGAAGGUAAUCAAGGUUGCUGUCGUGGAUACCAUUAUGAGACAUCCGAUGAUGCAAGUCGGCAUGAUUGAUGGUACUUCCAAGACUCCCUCGUGGAUCCAGCUGCCGAGUCUCGACUUAGCGCAACAUAUCAAAUGGAUUUACCUUGGAGGUGAAGAUCAUGACGACUUCGAACAAACGGUCCAGGAAACCUUUCGCAUUCAGCUCGAUGAGCGUUUCCCGGACCUCGAGACUUGGGCCAAGCAGCCAGGCUGGAAGAUUACCAUCAUUCGGCAAGGAGAUGCUCCUAUCCUAGAGGUCCUACUCGCUUUCAAUCACCCCCAAUUCGACGGCGCAGGCGCCAAGAUCUGGCACGAAGACUUUCUCGAGAUUCUUGAUACUGCUACCGCGGAGAACGGAGCAUAUAAGCGGGCGGGCUUGGAUGGCGAUAUCCUGAGACUACCUGAAGCGCCCCCCAUGCUUCCAACCCCAAUUGAGAGCUUGAAGAGUCUUCCUUUAGAUCCCAAGUACUUUGCCAAGUCACUUUGGGAGGAGUUUCGGCCUCAAUUUCUUAAUCGUCUUAGUCCCGACGUGUCUCAAGCGGCCUGGUGCCCAAUCCGUACCUCUCCGUACAAAACCCAGUUCCGGGCCUUCUUCAUGGAUGACGCAUCUCUAUCUGCGAUCCUAGCCCUCUGCCGACAGAACAAGACUACAAUCACCGGCCUGCUGCACGGAUUGUCUCUCAUUGCCUUCUCAUUGCGCCUCAACAGCACGGCCGCCCCGGCCUUCCAGAGCUCUACCAUUGUGGACCACCGCCGGAAUUUACCUGCGGCUCCGCCGGACGCUCCGUGGGGUAGCUCUAACAAAGCAGUAGGCAACUACGUGACCCAGUUGCCCCAUAGGUUCGAGACGGAGCUAGUGGCACGAAUUCGCUCCAAGCUGCCAGCUACAUGUAAUAGCGACGAGGGAAUAAAUCUGUCCGCCGAGCUCCAACGCGAGCUCUGGGCAGCGUCGGCACAGAAUCGGCUGGAGAUAGUGCGCAAGGUGGAAGCCGGGCUGCGGAACGACAUAGUAGGGCUGUUCCAGUACGUCACGGACUGGCAGAAGACGAUGAGCGACAUGGCUAAAAAGACGCGCCAAUUCUCGUGGCUGGUGACCAAUGUGGGUGUCCUGAACGGGAGCACGUCCGAGCCUGACGACCAGAAAUGGUCCAUCGACCGGGCGCAGUUUGGUCUCAGCGCCGAGAUCCCCGCUGCCGCCAUUGAGAUUUCUCCGGCCAGUGUGGCUGGGCGGGGAAUGUGCGUCAGCGCGGACUGGCCGGAUAACGCUGUCGAUGUAACGUUUGGGGAGCGUAUUAUGGGUGACCUGGAACGGUGGCUGGUUCAGCUUGCAAGCCAGCGAUGAUGUGCGUGCUGGGUAUUCGACAAAUUCCCACCUGUACAGAUACAUACACCUAAUUCACUGUGUUUCGAUA
Lindgomyces ingoldianus is the source of this 1856-nucleotide messenger RNA. RefSeq lists its product as uncharacterized. The coding region runs from base 401 to 1786 and encodes 461 amino acids. Lineage: Eukaryota; Fungi; Ascomycota; Dothideomycetes; Pleosporales; Lindgomycetaceae. The record is from RefSeq and is a predicted model, not a curated record. The transcript is spliced from 3 exons. Gene Ontology annotation, molecular function: N-acetyltransferase activity.